Messenger RNA from Penicillium daleae, 432 nucleotides. Its product is annotated as PaaI family thioesterase. The transcript has a single exon. Gene Ontology annotation, molecular function: fatty acyl-CoA hydrolase activity. The coding region runs from base 1 to 432 and encodes 143 amino acids. NCBI's taxonomy places the organism in Eukaryota, Fungi, Ascomycota, Eurotiomycetes, Eurotiales, Aspergillaceae. The record is from RefSeq and is a predicted model, not a curated record.
AUGGAAGCCACGCUCAGUCAUGUGGCGAGCGUUUGGGCCCGCCAACGCAGCAAUAGUCCGAUCUAUAAUCUGCUCCUCGAUGAAAUCAGUAUCUACCAUGCCGAAAAUGGCCUGAUUCGCGCCACACUACCUUUACGCCAGCUUCAUGUCAACUCCAAAGGCACCCUACAUGGCACAUUGUCAGCAUGUGUGGUAGACUGGGCUGCGGGCAUGGCAAUUGCAUCGACCGGCCUCAAUGCUACUGGUGUUAGCACGGAUCUAUCUGUUUCUUAUAUCUCGACCGCCCAAAUUGGAGAUAUACUCGAGAUUGAAGGGAAGAUUUUGAAGAUUGGGAAAACGUUGGCGUUCACUACAAUUACCAUCGGUAAAAAAGUCGGGGAAGAAACCGUGAACGUCGUGCAGGGCUCGCAUACCAAGUACGUUAGGCAGUGA